Molecule: messenger RNA, 1413 nt
Organism: Paraglomus occultum
Lineage: Eukaryota; Fungi; Glomeromycota; Glomeromycetes; Paraglomerales; Paraglomeraceae
Source: the annotation of a GenBank genome assembly
AUGACAAUAAUAACACCUCCACAAGUUUCGCCGCCCAGAAGCCAGUCACAACAGAUAUUCGCAUUACAGAUAUAUGUGUCAUGCGCAAUUGCCGUGUAUGUUUACGACACAUUAGUAUACCUGAGAUCCGAUUAUCAAAACUGGUAUAAGAAGAAGAAAUGGCGCACGUUCGAAAUGAUAUUUUAUUUGUUAUUAAAUCACCACCUCUUUUGUAUACUAUUUCUUGUGGGUGGUGCCACUUUUACAUUACACUUUGUGAAUAUACCAUGGUACGGAGAAUCUACUGUCGACAAAGGUGGCAAUUGUAGCUAUACAAAUGUCGAAAGUUCGGUCGUCUAUGGAUUUGCUGCUAUGAGUGCGUUCUGUGGCAGUGUAUUUGUUGCAGUCGUGAUAAAAGUUUGGAACAAUAAUUGGAAGAAAACUACGAAUAAUAACGACUCUCAGAAAAGACCAAUUUCCAAGAUUGCUUUGGAGGAUGGUGUCUUUCACUUGGCUCUCAUAUUCCUCAUUUAUACCAUUACCCUUAUUAUGAUUCUUGCUUUGCCUAACACAACUUUCAAAUUCUUCAACUCGGAUCCCGGAAUGAUCCUAACUUCCGUUCUCUUUCUUCGGCUAGUCGUCCUUGGUAAACCAUCAAGAUCUUCAUUCCGAACGUCAGUAGUGUCGACAGCAUCAACGGAACCCGUAUUGCCAGAACCAUACACUAUACAAUCGGCGGUAUUUGUACGUCCAGUGAGUCUGGCGAGAGCAACGAUAGUUGAACCGGUGCCAACACAUACGUCAAUGUUGUUGUCGUUUGGCAGUAAAGCUGAUAUUGGGAAUAAGCACGAGGGAAAAUCAAAGGAAGAAUGGACUACUAUUAAUGUUGAUGAUCAUGUCGAUAAUGGUGGUGCUAAUGUUGGUUUCGAUCUUGUUGAUAAGAUCAAGGAUGAAGGCCCGAAGGAUAGUAGUAGCGGGCAAGAAGAUAGAAAGGGAGGAGUUGAUGACGUGAUUAUUGAUGCCGGAGAAGUAGAAUCUAAUCCAGAAGGAACAGAGCUUGAUGCGGACGAAUUUAUACACGGAGAAGGCUCCGAGUCGCCAGAUCCAGUCUCUGCCAAUAUUUCGCAAGCUAUUUUGAUACGAAGAGAUACCGUAAAAACGAUUAGUCGAAAUAGCAUGAGCGGACGGACGUACAACCCUACGUUAGUUGUUCAUAUGAACACAGAUGAUAGUCACAAGAUUAAACGUUCGCUAACGUUACCUAAUCUCAUGCGGAAUAAUAGUUUUUCUAAACGACGGUUGUCAGUGACGAGACAAAGGAGCGUGAAUAGAGGAGAAUCGGGUAAUGGAGUAAAGAGAGUAAAAAGCUUGCCAAAACUUAACAAGAGAACAAAUGCACGGGACGUUGAUAUUACUGGGAAUAACAGUGACUGA